This is a messenger RNA of Pichia kudriavzevii, 2031 nucleotides long. RefSeq lists its product as uncharacterized. Bases 1 to 2031 code for a protein of 676 amino acids. Lineage: Eukaryota; Fungi; Ascomycota; Pichiomycetes; Pichiales; Pichiaceae. Gene Ontology annotation, biological process: DNA repair; telomere maintenance. The transcript has a single exon. Gene Ontology annotation, molecular function: ATP hydrolysis activity; DNA helicase activity. The record is from RefSeq and is a predicted model, not a curated record.
AUGUCCAAUGCCUUUUCUGCAUUAGAUAGGCUGAAAAAUAGAACGAAUUCGUCAUCCGAGGAUGUAAAGUCAAGCAAUCGGAAAUUACCAAGAUCCACUUCUGCAAAUAGUGUAUUUGCAAGCAUUCCGAUGCCUAGAGCCAGUUCAAGCGAGAAAAGCCAGGAAAGCAACAAACCCUUGGAGUCGAGAGUGAAGCCUUCAAAACUGAGUUCUGUUUUACGUGCUCAAUCCAAGUUUUCUGGCCAAACUUCGGUCGUUUCUUCUAAAUCAACAAAAUCGCUAACCAGAUCUGCGAUCAGCAAACUCCCGCUAACAAACAGAACACUCACAGGAAGGAGCAAUCGACUACAGAGAACAUUACCAUGGGCAACCACGUCGCUAAUAGAUGUGAGGUCAAAAGUCAAGCUGAAAGAACAUCAUAUCGAGGACAAAACAAAGUAUAAACCAAAGUAUGCGUCAGCCGAGCAAUUAUCAAUAGUCAGCAAAAAGGAGGAUCCUAAAGAAUAUUCUUAUCUACAAAGCAUUGACUCGAAUUACACUGAGGUUGAUUUAAGUGAUGAGCAAAAACAUGUUCUUGAUUUGAUAUUGAACAAGAGGAAAAAUGUGUUUUUUACAGGUUCUGCAGGAACUGGUAAGUCUCUUCUUUUAAGAGUUAUUAUAGGCAAGUUGAAAACCAGAUAUGGCAUAUCAAAUAUAGGUAUAUGUGCACCCACGGGAUUGGCAGCAGCUAAUAUUGGUGGUAAAACAAUUCAAAGACUUUUCAGUAUUGGAUUGGGUAAGGAUCCAGCUGAUGUAUUGCUGAAUAGGAUCAAGAAAAACAUGGAAAAGUAUAUGGUUUGGAGGAGAAUGGUUGUUUUGAUUGUCGAUGAAGUCAGUAUGCUUGAGGCUGACUUGUUGGAUAAACUGAAUUAUCUUGCGAAAAAGAUUAAAAGAAACGACCAGCCGUUUGGCGGUAUCCAAGUGAUUAUGUCUGGGGACUUCUUGCAGUUACCGCCUGUUACGAGGGAUCCUACCUAUGUGAAUUACUGUUUCAAAUCUAAAUCUUGGAAUGAAAUUAUAACGGAAAAGAUUGUCUUAUCCCAGGUUUUCAGACAGCAGGGGGACACGGAAUUAGUGGACAUCCUAAAUGCGCUAAGAAUAGGAAGAGUGGACUAUCACAUCGAGAGUAAACUAAGGAAACUAUCUAGACCUCUGACAUAUGAUGAUGGUAUUCAAGCAACCGAAUUGUUCCCCACGAGAAACGAAGUGGAACGUGCCAACCUUCAGCAACUUGAACAGUUACAGGGCCCGGAACUUACUUUCCCCUGUAAAGAUAUCUCUACCUAUGGUGCCCCUAUCGACGAAAGAGUGAUGAGGAAUUUUGACAACUUGAUGUGUUCGCAAACCUUGAAACUAAAGCCAGGAGCACAAGUGAUGUUGAUAAAGAAUGGCCUCCACGAGGAUUUGGUGAAUGGUGAGUUGGGAAUAGUAGAAGGCUUUGUUACAAAGCCAAUCUAUCAAAAUUUCAUUGCAAGAUUCGGCAGUGAGUCUAUCGAAGCUAGGUCCAAACUUUUGAGGAAGAUCAGUAUGAUAUUAUUGAAUAAAAAACAUAUCACUAACGAACCAGAAAAUGAUGAUUUGUCCUUAGUUGAUCCACUGACGGCAGAAGUAAUCACCCAAAUUAUUAGGAGUUUUGAUCCUUCGGAUAACCUUUUCCCAGUUGUUACGUUUCAGAAAAUGAAUGGUUCAAAACUGAACUUUUUUGUUGAGCCAACAGACUUUUUCUACGAAGCUACACCUGGUAAGGAUGCUGAAUUUAUUCGACAGCAGCUUCCAAUUAUUCUAUCAUGGGCAAUGUCCAUUCAUAAAUCGCAAGGUCAAACCCUGCAGAGAGUCAAGGUCGACCUUCGUAAGGUUUUUGAGAAAGGCCAGCUCUAUGUUGCUAUAAGUAGGUGUGUUUCCUCCAACGGUUUGCAGGUCUUGAACUUUGACCGCCGCAAGGUAUUCGUAGAUGAAGAAGUCAUUUCCUUUUAUAGAUCUCUUUCCCAGUAG